Molecule: messenger RNA, 2793 nt
Organism: Durusdinium trenchii
Lineage: Eukaryota; Dinophyceae; Suessiales; Symbiodiniaceae
Source: the annotation of a GenBank genome assembly
AGUAGCUUCUGGGCAUCGAACAAGGGCUACCUACGGAGCGAUCGGAGGCUACGCACGUUAGUCGGAAAGUAUGGCACACUCGGACUCGUGGUUCGGUCCCAAUGAGACGUGGCUUCGACGGCAUCUGGCUACGCCGUGAGUUCCAUGCGGAUUUUGGUGUUUCAAACGCCAAAGCUGACGUAUGUCCAGACAUUGGAGUUUUUGCUGCGAGAGACUUCUGAACAGAAAGUGGAUCUGGCCAUUUUGCCCGAGUUUGCACUUGAACAUCCCGCACAAUGCAGCAACCAAUCGGAACUUUCGUACGACAACGUGUCCAUUAUGAUGCUUUCGCGUGUGGCGAAGCAUCGACAAAUGUUUGUGGUGCUCGGGAGUGUGGAGGAGCGUCAACCUACAGGGGUGUUUGACACCUGUGUGGUGUUCAACCGGUCUGGAGAGAUCAUUCUACAAUACCGGAAACAUGGCUCGGAUCGAAACUCCUUUGAGACUGAAUAUGGUACAGUGGGAGUUUUGCUGGGAGCUGAAGUGGAGGAUGAGAGGUGGUCCACGCUGUUGGCACUGUCACCGUCCCUGAUCUUGAAUCCCUGCAAUGCCCCUAUGGAACUGGACACUGCUCUAGCAAAAGCACACCCCGAGCUUCAAGUCGCCGCUUGGCACAAAGGCUUUCGGCGCACGGAAGCAUCGGUGCAAAGCCGUCUCCGCACAGUCUCUGGCCAUGGCGGCCCUGGUUGCGUCUUCAUUCGUUCAGAUGCACCUCUGCGGCAGGGUGGCGCUGGCUUGUCGAUGUUGGUAGAGGCCAAUCGAUCAGUGCUGGCACCAAGCUGGGGAGCGUGUUUUUUCUUGCUGGAAAUUGGAGUUGGUGCACGCAAGUUGCCCAAGUGGCGAACGUUGACCGUGGAUGAACUCAUCAAGGCCGCUUCACAGGAUCGUGAGAUUUUGAAGUGUGACACGGUCGAAGUGGGACCACGCUAUCGAGUUUGGACCCUGCGUACACCAACAUUGGCAAAAGCUGCUAUGAUCCAACGAGCUGAGUGGAGCAGCCUUUGGCUUGAGCCCGAGACUGAGGCUCUUCCUGCCAAACUGGUACAUCUGUCUUCGUGUUUUUUGUGGCCCAUCCUAACCCGAGAUGGGCGACAAGUCUAUGUGGUGGCCGAGAGCAGUCCUCCCAUCAUCACCCUUUGGGAUUUGCGUCAUCGUCGAGAGUGGCAAAGCUUUGAAAGUGACGCCUUUGCCGAGAUUACGGCGCUGGGAGCAGGGCCAACCUAUGCGCAGUUCGCGGUCGCUGGGCACACGGAGGCUGGUCUCUUGAUCCAACUCUACGAAGAGAAGCGGCUAAUCCAAGAUUUUUCGAUCGCAUGGGAGGAUUUCCCAUUCAAUGAAUGGAGAGUCUUCCCGGAGCUACUGCUUGAAAGAGGGGAUGAAGAUGAGCACAUCGGGAUCAAGCGAGAUGAUCUCGAGUUUCACCGAGCAGAAACUUCAAACUUUUUCCGUUUUGACACCGAAGAUGACGAGGAAAAAGUGUUUCAAGAGAGAUCUGUGAAGAUCCGCCGGAUCUUUUGGAACAGUCCACUUCAGGUGGUGGCGAUUGCAGAUUCUGAGAAUCUGGAAAAACCUGAAGUUCUUUUGUUGCUUGACUUGGACAAUGGAUCUUUGAAGAUCGUGGACAUCUACUGUGAUGGUCCACCAAAGCUGGAUAUCAUUCCAGAGCACGUGGAAACCGUGGAAUCUGUGUCUCUUCCGACCGGGACCACAAACACAACCACAGAUGAGGUCCAAAGUGAGGCCUCCGCUGAGCUAGAUGAGGCUUCGACAGAGAGAAAUCGGAAGAUCGACAAAAUCAUUUCUGUGAUGGCUUUUGAGAAACAGAAAUUCCCAGAGCUGCGCAAUCUGCAAAGUGGCUUGGUUUGUUUAUGGAGGAGCGAUCGACUGUGUAUUGUGACGUAUGGAGAUUGGAGAGUUUAUGAUCAAAUUUUGGUGGAACGAGAGAAACAUGAGAAGGAGAGAUGGACCGAUCGAGACAUACCACUUUGUGCCUCAAUUCUACCAGAACCGUCGUCCACGACCUCUGGAGGCUGUAGUUUGUUGGCCUCAUAUGCCUCGAUGAUCAUCCGCUGGUGGCGUGUGUCAUUAAAAAGUUGCUUUCAGCAAGCAUGUGUGGUUCUGAGCUCUCCAGUGUAUUCUUUGAGUUUGCUCUCUUGUGAUGGACCCACCACAUCGCUCGCCGCGCGCUCGCUGGAGAGCUCCCGAAUGGUGGCCUUCGGGUCGACGAGUGAGAAGAACACGCGCACGUCUUCCAUCGGAACACAUAGCCAGCGUGGCAGCCAGUUACACAGCCAGUCACUUCAGGGACGCAUCCAAGGCUCACUGAACUCCAGACUGUCGAUCAGUGAUCCAAAAGUCACGACUUCACUGGAAGGCUUGGCGGAAAGUCCUGCUACGAUCUUGAUUUCGGCAGUUGACCGAACUGGCGCAAUGACGAUCUUCUUGGGCAAGGGCUCAACCUUGACAAAAGUUUACACUUGCUCGGACUUGUCGUGGAGCCCAUCUACAAGUGUCGACUGUGUUUGGAUGAUGGAGACGCAUGUGGCUCUUCUGCAGCGAAAUGGCGAUGUGAGACACAUCGAGUUUGACCUCAAUGGGGAGCUGAUGCGGCUCAGUGACCUCUUCACAGAAAGAGAGGAGUCCUGCGAGGGAUCUUUACAGCAAAGUGCAUAAAUGGCAUAACUGCUUGAAAUCCAACAAAGAGUACGAACUCUUACUUGUUUGUACUUGUUUCUUCACAUGACAUCAACAUUA